CACUGACACACUCUGCCAAGUUCUACCUGUACUGGCUUCACUUUUGAAGUCAGAUGUUUGGCUACUCUGUCAAAAGGGAGUCAUGCCAGCUGGAGGUAUACUGCUCCCAGGACCCCUGGUAGACAGGACAGAGUUGAGGCCACUACUGUUGAGACCCUGAACCCUGGAUUUGCGUCUUUCCAGGAGGGCCUCCUCCAGCAAUGACCUCCUCCUGGUUCCUGGCCUUUUUCUUCCUGACUCCAGCCAUAGUAGUCACCCUCAAAGCUAGUGGUCCAUGUCCAGCAUGUUGGGGGGCCACCUUGGACUUGGAGAGCCAGCGGGAACUGCUUCUUGACUUGGCCAAGAGAAGGAUCCUGGACAAGCUGCACCUCAACGAGCGCCCCACACUGAGCCAGCCUGUUUCCAGAACUGUUCUGAAGACCGCACUGCAGCGCCUCCAUGGGUCCCCACAGGGAGCCACUCUGAAGGAUGACCAAGAACAAGAAUAUGAGAUCAUCAGCUUUGCAGAGACAGGCUUCUCCAGCAUCAACAACACUCGUCUCGAUUUCCACUUCUCUGAUAAAACCACUGGUGGCAUGGAGAUCCAGCAGGCUCGCCUCAUGUUCUUUGUGCAACUCCCUCCCAAUACCACCCAGACCAUAAAUGUGAGAGUUCUUGUGCUAAGACCAUAUGAUACCAACCUCACGUUGACAACUCAGCACCUGCUGGAGGUGGAUGCCAGUGGCUGGCAUCAAGUUCUCCUGGGACCUGAAGCUCAGGCUGCUAGCAGUUGGGGGCACCUUACCCUGGAGCUGGUACCUGAAAGCCAGGAGGCCCAGAGUUCAGUCAUCCUAGGUGGGGUUGCCCACAGGCCUUUUGUGGCAGCCCAGGUACGAGCUGGGGGCAAGCACAGGGUUCGCCGACGAGGCAUCGACUGCCAGGGAGGGUCCAGCAUGUGCUGUCGACAAGAGUUCUUUGUAGACUUCCGUGAAAUUGGUUGGCAUGACUGGAUCAUCCAGCCCGAAGGCUAUGCUAUGAACUUCUGUACAGGGCAGUGCCCGCUACAUGUGGCAGGCAUGCCUGGCAUUGCUGCGUCAUUUCACACUGCAGUGCUCAAUCUGCUCAAAGCCAACACAGCUGCUGGCACCACUGAAGGAGGCUCAUGCUGUGUGCCCACAGCGCGACGCCCCCUGUCUUUGCUUUACUAUGACAGGGACAGCAAUAUUGUCAAGACAGACAUACCUGACAUGGUGGUAGAGGCCUGUGGGUGCAGUUAAUGGUGUAGGCAGUCCAAAAUAGAGUGGACAAAUGUGUCCUUUGGAGAUGCCCUUCUUCACGAAGAGGGAGUUGUCAUAUUCCUGCCUCUAGAAUGUGAAUUCCUUCUUCUUAAACAGACAGAUUAUCCCACCUUUGACUCUAGGAGAGCUACAUCUAAAGAGAGUCACUGUACCAUCUUCAUGACCACAUCUUCUCUCCUGGGGCAUAGCCUCCAGUUUUCUCUAUCGUCUCCCAUUGAAGGCUGACUCACCUGAGCCGUAUCACCUGAGCCCUCCUUCCCUCUAGCAAGGGAAGACCUAGGUUGGAGACUAAUGAGUAGGAAGAUACAGAGGUCAGAAUAUUUCAGUCAAGCAAAGUGUCUCAUACUUAUAAUCCCAGCACCCAAGAGGCUGAGGCAGGUGGAUCUCUGUGAGUUCAAGACCAGCCUGGUCUAUA
Molecule: messenger RNA, 1692 nt
Organism: Nannospalax galili (Upper Galilee mountains blind mole rat)
Lineage: Eukaryota; Metazoa; Chordata; Mammalia; Rodentia; Spalacidae
Gene: Inhbc
Product: inhibin subunit beta C
Exons: 2
Coding region: 201-1256 (351 amino acids)
Biological process (GO): SMAD protein signal transduction; BMP signaling pathway
Cellular component (GO): extracellular region
Molecular function (GO): cytokine activity; hormone activity; growth factor activity
Source: RefSeq, a predicted model, not a curated record